AUGCCUCCCAAGAGAAAGCUUGCUGACAUUGAGCCCGAACCAACAGCCGUUCCUCCCUCGCUGCCUCCCUCCGUCGAAGAGGCUUACCGCCGCAAAUGCGUCCAGCUGAAGAAUCGGACAAACGAGGUCGAGGAUGCCAACGACGCUGCUAGACUACGUCUCGCACGCAUAAAACGCCAAGUCGAGAAGCUGAGGAUAGAACGGGCCUUUUUGCUUGAACAGCUGGCCAAGCGCACCAGCACCAACGUUGAAGACUCUGAGGGUAGCCCGAGCCCACCACCAACUCCCAAGGACAAGCCGCUGCGCAUCAAGCGUGGCCACCGAAAAUCUGCCCUCCUCGACCUCGACUCCAAAGCCACCCCCAACAGCUCCUUCAAAGGACCCGCAUCACCCUCAGAAUCCCAGGCCAAGCGAGGCAGCGCCGACCCCGACGACACCCCUACCAAUGGCAUCAGCAAGCCAUCCAAGCUCCCCAAGAACGCUUUCGAGCUCUACUGUGAGGACGCCCGGCCCAUCCUUGAAGCUAAGAGCAAAGAUGGCGAUGGCGAUGGCGAUGGCGACGCUGAUGCCGAUCUAAACGUUGACGAGGAACUCACCCGCGCGUGGGAAGACCUUCCCGACGCCGACAAGGAAGAGUACGAGACUAAGUUUGAAGAGCUCUCCAAGAAGGCGGACGAGAAGGACGACGAGGACGAGGACAAAGACGGGACUGAAGAUACGCCCGAGAAGGAAGAAAAGGCCGGGGACGCUGAUAAGCCCGAAACUCAAGACGAAGAUGUCGAAAUGACCAAUUAUGACACAGAGGAUCAGGAUCAAGAUGCAGAUCAGGAUGGGGAGACACGGAUGGAGAAGGAUGGGGAUGAUUAA
Messenger RNA from Metarhizium robertsii ARSEF 23, 867 nucleotides. Its product is annotated as High mobility group, HMG1/HMG2. NCBI's taxonomy places the organism in Eukaryota, Fungi, Ascomycota, Sordariomycetes, Hypocreales, Clavicipitaceae. The record is from RefSeq and is a predicted model, not a curated record. The transcript is spliced from 2 exons. The coding region runs from base 1 to 867 and encodes 288 amino acids.